AUGAUUCCAACAGACCUUACAAAAAUAACCACUUCAGUGGAACAUAUGACUUUUGAACCUACGACCAUCAUAACUUCUGAACCUACCACAACAGGCAUCGCCACCAACAUUUCCACUGAAUUUUCUGCUACAAUGGAUACUAUCACAACUCCAAAUGAAUCUACCACUUCAGUUGGGCAUAAUACCACCACAACAGCUAUAACCACGUUGACAGAAGUUACACCUAGUAUGAUUCUAACAGACCUUACAAAAAUAACCACUUCAAUGGAACAUAUGACUUUUGAACCUAUGACCAUCAUAACUUCUGAACCUACCACAACAGGCAUCAUCACUUCAAAUGUAUCAUCGUCAAUUUGCCAUCAGUCAGUUGAACUAUUACUCAAGGUUGCAGAUAUAAAGGGCAGUGAUCAAAACAAAAAAUAGUCCUGAAGUUAAUGGGAUAGUGGUAGCUCAAGAAUGGAGAGGAAACAUGGGAAAUACGUAGUGAAUAUUGAACCCUCUAGAAACCAGCCGCCAUUCUCAAGUCCAAAUGACCAGGAAGCCCACAGUUCGGUAUGUCAGUUUCCACCAUCAACUGAUGCCACAUGUGAUGCUGGUACACGUGUCCCUGGAGCCUGCAUCAACCCAGGAACUCUUGGAUGCUCACAAUGCCCCAAGAGAGACUGCCAUCACGGACGGGUGAAACACAAUUUAUUAAGUUCCUGCUCUCUAUGGAAAAUAUUCCUGGCUUGUCUCUUAGCCUGUGUCAUUACAACGAUAAUUGGAGUACUCAUCGUGUGCCUGGUGUAUAAAGGGGGAAAUAACACCGGUCCAGUCAUUGUCUACAUACCUUCAAAUGAACCUACAGGGACCACUACUACUACUAGUAUAGCCACAACGAGCACAGAAGCCUCCUCCACUACAGCCAACCCUACUACUACAACAGCUGACACCACCACGCCAACUGAACAAACAGCCACAUCCACCACUACGUCAACUCUAUCAACAACUAGCAUCUCUUCACCUACAUCAACAGCCAGCCACAACGAGCACAGAAGCCUCCUCCACUACAGCCAACCCUACUACUACAACAGCUGA
This is a messenger RNA of Galeopterus variegatus (Sunda flying lemur), 1077 nucleotides long. RefSeq names its product dynactin-associated protein-like. The transcript has 4 exons. The record is from RefSeq and is a predicted model, not a curated record. Lineage: Eukaryota; Metazoa; Chordata; Mammalia; Dermoptera; Cynocephalidae. Gene Ontology annotation, biological process: activation of protein kinase B activity. Gene Ontology annotation, cellular component: plasma membrane; Golgi apparatus.